AAAAAAAAGUCCACACCCUUGUUUGCGGCUAAACUAUUUAGUUUCCACCUUGUAUAUGAUGUGAACAGAGAAAUUAGGGUGUCUCAUUUGGGUGGUUACCGCCUUGGCAGUUGGCACUUUACGGUUGCCGACUUAAACUUUCAACUUUAGAAAAAUAAUUUUUAAUUAAUUCUGUAAUUUUCUUUUUACAACUUACAUGAUAUUAUAAACGUAAAUACGGGUGGUUCACUUCUGGCCUAAGUAAUAUAUAUAUAGCCAUAAUUGAAGGAAGCUUACAAGAUUAUUCAUUAACAUGGACAUGAAGUCCGUAGUAUUUGCUUUGUUCCUAGUCAUUUAUCUUCUCCAGGAUGCUAACAUGAUAUGUGCAAGAAAGGAGUUAGGUGAAUAUUGGAAAAACAUGAUGAUGGAGCAACCUAUGCCAGAAUCAAUUAAAGAGCUUAUUGAGGAUAGAGGAGGACUAGUCUCAUCAGAAUCAGAUGGUGGGAAGAACCGUUUUACUAGAGACUUUGAUAUAAAGCCUAAUGUCAUAUUAUAUCACACUGCUACUCACCAUAACCAUGAACCUCAGUUUAUGAUGAUACAGGAUCAAAUGGUUGAACAAAUAAAGUCAACAAACGAUGAAAAAGGGUUGAAUUGAAGAUCCUGCCUUAUAUGCUAAUCAUAGAGACAGAGCACACAUACACACACACAUACAUCUAGAUGUACAAUAUGUUUGAUUCAUCAGACAUUUAUUAGUUAGUUUAGUAGUUAUUAUACCUAUAUGUUUUUAUAUUUCUUUGGUUAUCUCUAAUUUUCUUUGCUGCAUUCAUUUUUGGUUUCUGUAGGAUUUUGAACAGAGAAACAUACAUGUAUGUUGAUCACUUCAAUAAGUUAGUUGUUAAUCGUGAUAUAUUAAAAUUUUAGCUUUUAUUUCUCAGAAUCUCCGGAAAUUGAAAGACAUAUGCUCUUUGUUUAA
Molecule: messenger RNA, 955 nt
Organism: Arachis duranensis
Lineage: Eukaryota; Viridiplantae; Streptophyta; Magnoliopsida; Fabales; Fabaceae
Product: organ-specific protein P4
Exons: 2
Coding region: 293-637 (114 amino acids)
Source: RefSeq, a predicted model, not a curated record